AUUUGACAUAAACUUAACCUUACUUUUGUGAACUUGCACGCUGUGUAACACUGUGUAAUGUAAUUUAUACUGUAAGAUUGGCGUGAACAAUAACUUUACAUAUAAUCAGUCCGUGAUAAGACGUCGAGUAAUAAAGUCGUACGUUAGUAAAGUAAUAUUUUACUGUACUUCCAUAGCUGACGUGCUAUUAACGUGCGAUCUCCGUUCAGAAAAUUCAAAUCUUUCAUUCAUAAUAAAAAUUACCGCGUAAAAAUGCACAACGGGACUACUAAUGGGUAUCAAAAAUAUUUUGAUCUCAAGGAUAUGCCUCACAUUAUUAAAGCAUUGGACAGAAAUCAAAAAUUAGAACCCGACAUCCUCCACGUAAUCGGCAACACGCCUUUAGUGAAAUUAAAUAACAUACCAAAAAAAGAUGGAUUAUCAUGUGACAUGUAUGCGAAAUGUGAAUAUUUGAACCCUGGUGGUUCAAUAAAGGACCGAAUUGCCUAUAGAAUGGUACUGGACGCUGAGGAGAAAUGUAUAUUGGUACCAGGAAAGUCUGUGAUCAUUGAGCCCACAUCUGGAAACACUGGCAUAGGUUUAGCAUUAGCUGCAGCAGUUAAAGGGUACAGAUGUAUCAUUGUGCUGCCAGAGAAAAUGUCAGAUGAGAAAGUAAACACCCUGUUAGCAUUGGGAGCGGAGAUCAUCAGGACUCCCACUGAAGCGGCCUCCCAUGACCCUGACAGCAAUCUUAUGGUUGCUAAACGGCUUGCCAAGGAAAUACCAAAUGCUGUUAUGCUGGAUCAGUACACGAACGUUUGCAACCCGCUGGCUCAUUACGAUGGUACAGCCGAGGAGAUCCUCUGGUCACUGGACGAUGACGUUGACAUGGUAGUGAUCGGAGCUGGCACGUGCGGCACCGUGUCUGGCAUCGGACACAAGAUUAAAGAGCGAUGCCCCAAGUGUGUGAUAGUCGGUGUUGACCCCCUGGGCUCCAUACUUGCUGAGCCAGAAGAACUCAACGAUAGUGAUGUCGGCAUGUAUGAAGUGGAAGGCAUCGGUUAUGACUUCUUACCGAAGGUGUUGGACAGGAAGGUGAUAGACAAAUGGAUCAAGACGGAAGACAAACAUUCAUUGAACAUGUCCCGCCGGCUGAUAAAGGAGGAGGGACUUCUUUGUGGCGGCAGCAGUGGUGCUAUAAUGUGGGCGGCGACCCAGGCGGCUAAGUCGCUACAGGCAGGUCAGAAGUGUGUGGUCAUCCUGCCCGACAACAUACGCAACUACAUGACCAAGUUCAUCUCCGACCAGUGGAUGGAGGCCCGCGACUUCAAGCCAGUCGUCCAGCACGACGAACUGCCAUGGUGGAACGCUGUGGUGACGAAAAACUUAAUAGAACCGAUCACUGUGAUCCCGCACGACACGCCCACGGGGCAAGCGCUCGCCGCGCUCAAGGCAUCCGCCGCGCCCGCGCUCGCUGUCGUAGGCGAUGACGGAGCGCUAAUCGGCGUUGUGACGGCGGACUACGCGCGCCGGCGGCUCACCAACCUGAACGGCAAGGUGUCGGACGAGCUGAGCAAGUUCACUCAGAAGAAAUUCUACUCAGUGGACGUGACGCAGGCGCCCGCGCUCGGCUGCGUCUCGCGCAUGCUGGACAUCGCACCCUUCGUCGUCAUUGUCGAGUCUGUUUCCACCACAAAGAAGCCUAUCGGAAUCCUGACAUCAGAUGAUCUGCUGCGUCUUGUCACCGACAAAAGCCUCAACCUCAGCUCGUAAUGCAACAGCCAUGCAAUAUACAAUAGCAACUGCUCAAAUGUUAUAAAAUAUUUAUAUUCAGUAUUGAUAAGCCCUUGUUAAUGUACUGUAUCUUUAUUGGUAUACAAAAAUGUGCAUGUUUAGAAAUAAGUGAAAUACAAGGUCACAAAUUAAUAACUUCCUUGACAAAUUGAAUGUUUGUUUGUAAAUAUUUGUACAAAUUAUGGUUUUACAUUUAAGGGGGAAUUUUUGGACCAUAUCUAUAGGUUUUAUCUUAGGCAUUUAUGACAUGAAACUGAUUAUUAUAAAUAAAAUUGUAUACACAUUUA
Papilio polytes (common Mormon) is the source of this 2060-nucleotide messenger RNA. Its product is annotated as cystathionine beta-synthase-like. Lineage: Eukaryota; Metazoa; Arthropoda; Insecta; Lepidoptera; Papilionidae. The coding region runs from base 253 to 1752 and encodes 499 amino acids. The record is from RefSeq and is a predicted model, not a curated record. The transcript has 11 exons. Gene Ontology annotation, molecular function: cystathionine beta-synthase activity; cysteine synthase activity. Gene Ontology annotation, cellular component: cytoplasm.